This is a messenger RNA of Panicum virgatum (switchgrass), 3012 nucleotides long. Its product is annotated as translation initiation factor IF-2-like. Bases 150 to 1523 code for a protein of 457 amino acids. The transcript has 3 exons. The record is from RefSeq and is a predicted model, not a curated record. NCBI's taxonomy places the organism in Eukaryota, Viridiplantae, Streptophyta, Magnoliopsida, Poales, Poaceae.
GCAACUGCCGAGUCAGGGUCACGCACCCGGCCCACCGGCGGCCACCCCACCCGGACCCGAACCAAAUUAAAACCCCCUGACCCGAACCGGCGAACCCCUCCACCUUUGUCGCGUCCUCCCCGGCGCCACGCGUCGGCACACCCUCCGCCAUGCCGCCGUCGCCGCCUCCCCCGUCCGCCGCCUCCCGCGCCGCCAUGCUGCAGUCCAUCCACAGCCUCGCCUCCUACAGUGACACCCUCGCCGACUUCCUCGAUCAGUGGAACUCAGUCAUCCUCGACGCCGCCUCCAUCGCCGCCACCUUCGCCGUCCUCUUCCCCGGCCCCGAAUCCGACCCUAAACCCCUUCCCGCCGCCGAGGCCCAGCUCAGCCCCGCGCCGGAGCCGGAGCCGGAGAGGGAGCCCGAGCCCGAUCUCGCGUCGGAGACCGAACCCAAUGCCGUGCCGGAGCCAGAGCGGGAGCGGGAGCCCAGUCCCUCAUCGGAACAGGAGCGGGAGCCCAGUCCCUCGCCAGAGCCGGAGCGGCAACCCAUUCCCGCACCAGAGCCGGAGGGGGAGUCCAAGUCCAAGCCCGUGCGGGAGCCCGCACCCGAGCCCGAGCGCAAGCCCGCACCCAAUCCCGUCCGCGACCGCAAGGACGGCGACCCAUCGGCGGCGGAGCUGGAGCUCAGGUGCAAGCAGAUGAACUUCAGGGAGCUCCGCCGAUUCGUCACCGCCCACGUCCGGGACCGCGAGUGGCUGCGCCAGGUCGGCCCGGACGCGCUGCGUAGCGCAGAGGACCCCGCCUCGCUCGUGCUCCGUACCGUCGGCCGCUACUACAUCUGCGCCGAGAGCGGCGACGCGGAGGCCGCGUGCAUGCUCCUCCUCGAGCUCUACGUGCGCGCCGGGUGCCCCCGCGCCCGGGGGCGAGCCCACAGGGAGGCGGAGGCGGAGGCGGAGCUGCGGCAGGAGGCGCGCGAGGCGGCGCUCACGUGGCGCAGCCGCCUUCUGCGCGUCAGCGGCCGGGUCGGCGACGCCGGUGCUAGGGGAGCCCGCGGCCUCGCUUUCUUCAUGGCUGCCUUCGGAGUGCCUGUCGAGUUCCCCGUGCAGGAGCUCUACGACCUUUUGGUUGCUGCGGACGUCUCUGCCUGCGCCAAGGUGCUCAAAUGCUCCAAGCUCUUUCUGAAGAAGAUGCGAGAUGUCGUUGUCGAAAUGAUAAAUAAGGACAUGUAUCUUCAGGCAAUUCACAGUAUCCUUGCAUUUGAGUUUCAGAAUGCUUUCCCUCUUGGUUCAAUACUCACUCACAUCAUGGAGAAACUUGAGCACGAUAGGAAAGAUGAGAAUGAGGGGGCAUCGGAGGGUGACGAGGAGGAGUUGGCUCUUUUGAGGUCAAUAUCAAAAUGCAUGGAGGAUCACAAAUUAUGUCUCUUGGAAUUUCCUAGUUUUGCUGAGAGGAUUGCGUUGUUAGAAGAGCGUGUUGGGAAGCCAAAACAAGCCUUUGCAGGAAUAAAGCGGAAGAGAACAACAGAAGAGGACUGUGUCGAGUAGAUUGCAUCCUAGAACCUAACUUCCCGUAUGGUUGAGCUGCUUGUAAUGUGCGUUACCUAAUUCACAUUGUACCAGAUAGAACCACCAUCAGGGGCACAUACGCCAUCCUGAAAUCACCAGGUCAAAUAGUUUCAGCCGUCCAAAUUAUAUGCGGACUAACCAUCAUGUUAUAGACAUGUAGAAAGUCUUCCUGAUAGCCUCCCGAUCCUAGUAUGUGCUCCUGAACCUAGAAAGUCUUCCUAAGGAUGGGUCAUAUGUGCUACAAGAGGCCAAUUCUGUCACAGAACCUAGUAUGAGUGUAAGAAGGUUAAUGUUGGUUAAACAUGAGCUUGACCUAUUUUGCUAUUUCCCUAGCGAAGUGACCCACCCAGUUUUGGUUGUUUGUCGUAGAUAGGUUUAAUUUGGCUUGGGUUUAAAUUGAGCAACAUCCUUUUCUUGUUUCCUUGUGAUGAUCAGUUUGAGUAUAAAAAAUGAUCAUUUUUGCUUGGCUUGAUAUAAAUACAUCACAAGUGGUUUAUUCUAGUUGUUUGGUUUAUUUCUUAUCAUUUAUUCAAUAUAAAUGUUGGCAUAGUUACAGGUUCUAGCAUUUUUGUUAAUUCAACUGGGGUUAGACUAGGUACCUCAAAUUGUACUGUUUAAGUAGUGUUUAAAAUCUUGUGAAGCACCUUUUUCCAUGGGAACAUGCUAUGAAUAAGUUCUGGAAUGUCAAUGAAACUGUAAACCGGACACAUCUUUAGUUUUUGUGUUCUGUUUAGCUUAAUGCAGCAGGGAAAAUGUGAUAUGAGGCAAGAAAUUAUCUAAGUACUACUCAAACUUCGAUUAUUUCGACAAGUUUGCUUUGCUAGGGAUUGACACCCUGGUCCUAGAGAAAAUGAAAUAUGGUCUCAGUUUGCUGCAUCUCAAGACAUGUUUCAUGGCAUGUUUUUCUUUUCCUGAAUGAUUGAGUGCCUUUGUUUUUAACUUAUUAUUUAUUAUGCGUAAUACUGAAACAAAAUGUGGUUUGUUUAACUAUAUUUAUUUUAAGCCUUCAUAUUUUAUAAUAUUUUUGUAACCCUCGUGCCCUUUGAGAGUUAUGGCUUGAAUGUCAGUUUUUUUUCCUUCCCAUUUUAACUUUGCUCCAAUGGUUGUUUUCCUGGAUGCAUUAUGAUGUAUGGAUGUUAAAGCGGUUGUUGCAAUUGGUCACUUUCCUGCACUUAUUUAUUCAACCAGUGUGAAUUGACAAGGCAACUAGUUUUGCAAUCAGGUUUGUCCACUGUGUUUAAACUUUGAUGUUUGUGUUUUGCGCAGAUGGAGAUGGAGAAGUUUCUGUUUGAAUGCUCUAGUUUUGUUCUAAUAUGAACCAUUUUAUAGCAGGCUUGUUGACAUUGCCAGAAAGUUUGGACGCUAGGCUUAUCAGUAUGCAUGCAUUUGUAUGGUUGUUUGAUUUCAGUCAAAGAUAACCUCUAAUUUCAGUAUACAUGCAGUAACAAUCUAUAAACAAAUCUCGUGG